Aspergillus saccharolyticus JOP 1030-1 is the source of this 1171-nucleotide messenger RNA. RefSeq lists its product as uncharacterized. Lineage: Eukaryota; Fungi; Ascomycota; Eurotiomycetes; Eurotiales; Aspergillaceae. The record is from RefSeq and is a predicted model, not a curated record. The transcript is spliced from 3 exons. Gene Ontology annotation, molecular function: methyltransferase activity. Bases 110 to 1171 code for a protein of 353 amino acids.
AAUUCCAAUCCGUCUCCCUUAAGAACAACCUGUCGGACAUUUUUGCGCAACAACAACUGCUACACUGGGGAAGAACAUCGACUGUCCAAGAUUAUUCAUUCCUCUCACUAUGGCCACUAUCUGUGAAACAAUCCAGCCGUCUCCGGCCUUUUUGCUUGACAAACAUAGUUCGAAGGAUCCGGUGCUACAGGACAUCAGAAAGUCCAUGGAGCUUCUGGACUUGAAAUCCGGCGUGCUCUCAGGACUCCUGCAGUCUCAAAAAUCAGUGCCAUCUCUGCUCCUCUGGGACGAAAAAGGGCUCAAGAGAUUCAAUGAAUGGACCGAGUGUCCCCACUAUUACCCCAAAUCGAAAGAGUCGGAGAUCCUCGAGGCGAACAAACACCGGAUGGCCGAAGCUCUACCAAGCAAAACGGUACUGAUUGAGCUGGGUUGUGGAAACCUGCACAAAACACUUAUCAUCUUGUCUGCCCUCGCCACGCAAGGCAAAGAGGUCCAAUACUACGCCGUGGACGUCUCGGAGUCAGCACUGCGCACCAGCCUUCGGGCUUUGCAAGCAGAGAUGAACUGUUUCCCGACAAUCCGCAUCUCGGGUCUGAUUGGCACCUACGAUGACUGCGUGGACUGGAUCACCAACAAUCCUGCCACUGCUCAUGCGCCUUCAGUCACCUUCCUCUGGGUCGGAAAUAGCGUAGCGAAUCUCUCGAAGGCCGAAGCAAGCAAUCUCAUGGGCUCUUUCCGUCAGGCCUGCUGUACCGCGGGGAUCCAAUGUCGCUUCCUCGUUUCUGCAGACGCCUGCACAGACGCGAGCAAGCUGAUCAAGGCCUACAACCCUAGGUUUGGGCCAUCGUGCAGUUUCCUCCGCCAUGGUAUACAGCAUGUCAAUAGACUGUUUGGAAUGAGCUUGUUCGAGGACGCAAUUUGGGACUGCACCAUAGAGUACGACCGACAAGCAAGUGAAAUCCUAGCUUUCUACUCUCCGAAAGUUGACGUCGCGUGGGCGCUGGAUUCCGGGCCUGUGACCGUGCAUCAAGGGGAAAUGAUAUUCUUCUUCCGCAGUGGGAAAUGGAAUGAGGAACAAAUGGGGAAUAUUGCACGGCAGAGCGGGUUUCAGGUUUCGCAGGUGUGGAAGGAUUCGCAAGAGGAGUAUGGCUUCUAUCUACUGUCUUCGUAG